Molecule: messenger RNA, 6039 nt
Organism: Ochotona princeps (American pika)
Lineage: Eukaryota; Metazoa; Chordata; Mammalia; Lagomorpha; Ochotonidae
Gene: SLX4
Product: SLX4 structure-specific endonuclease subunit
Exons: 16
Coding region: 686-5896 (1736 amino acids)
Biological process (GO): meiotic DNA double-strand break processing; DNA replication; resolution of meiotic recombination intermediates
Cellular component (GO): Slx1-Slx4 complex; nucleus
Molecular function (GO): DNA binding; enzyme binding
Source: RefSeq, a predicted model, not a curated record
GCCGCGGCGCGCGCGGGAGGUAGGAGGAGUCGGUAUUGAGGGCUGGCACCCGCGUACCGGAGGUCCUGUCACGGCGGGCCGGCCGUACUGUCGUGAGGGAGAAGGGCCCUGCUCGCCCACCUCCUUCCUUCCCUGAUCCGCUGGCCUUAGCAGGCCUGCAGCCGUGUCACCUCAGGCAGGAGGCGCUUUGUGGGGAGAGUGCCCGGGUGCCCCCGCAGAGGAGAUCAGGGCGGCGAUCGGGAGCCUCCGCCUGGCCGUGGAGUCCUUAGCGUCGUUGGCAGUCCUUUCCCAGGUGCGAAAUUAAAUACACCAAAUCUGUUUUAUCACCAUGGAGAUUCUGAAGAGCUGUAUGAGUAUCCAGAUCAUAUAUAUUCUAUUUCAGAGGCAUCAAUUUGACCACAAAAAGCCUAUCAGUUAUGACUUUUUAUAGAAAGAAGCUUUAACUGUGUUGUUUAACCACAGGCCAUAAAGACAUUUGCAUCAUUCUGUAGAGCAAAGCAAUACUUUGUUUAACUGAGAGCUCUCCAUGCCUCUCUGUGAGAAGCAGAACUCUCAAUGAAGCUGUGGGUGUGAGUGAGUCUCAGGGAGGCUCACACAGGGGCCACUUUCUCCUCUGUGCACCUGCUCCAGAUCAGCCCCCCACUCCUCUGAAGACCAGCUUGAAAGCCCUAAGGCUAGUCAGGCAAUGGAUGAGUCCGAUGACGAUUUUAGAGAACUCUGUGCCAGCUUUUUCCAAAGGGUGAAAAAACCAGCAAUCAAGGAAGUGUCUGGAGACAAGACACUGAAGGGCCGCAGUGGCACUCGGAUAAACAAACUGAAAAAGACCAAACCUACGGUCCCCAAGACAAAGAUCCUUCAAGGCCCUGGAGAAAAGAAACCUCAUUCUGCUCAUUCUGGCAGCCAAGCCCCUGGGGCUGAAAUGAGAAGGAAAACCACAGAGCAACAAAAUGAGCUGGCUGUCGUUGCCAAUGGGGAGGGAGACGUGCUUGCCCCUGGUGCUGGUCAGCCUGGGCUCUGUGACAGAGCACAGGACACCCCAACGGAGAGUGCUCCCGACAGCGACUGCCGGCCAUCUCCUCCCUGUUUGACCACAGCAACUCCGAGCUCCUGCAAAACCCGAACGGCAGAGCUGGUUCUGCAGCGAAUGCAGCAGUUCAAGAGAGUGGACCCGGAGCGCCUGAAACAUGCCUCAGAAGAGUGCUCCCCCAGGGCUGCACUGGAAGACCAUAGCCUGAAGAGCCCUGGAGAGGAGCUGACCACGGGGCACGGAUGUGAGCCUGCACUCCCAGCCACAGACAGUGACGCUGCAAUGGCCCUGGCCCUGCAGCAGGAGUGUGGGCAGCAAGCGGCAUCUGCAUGUAAUGACAGCCUGGAGGAGAAGGGAUUGUUCUUCUGCCAGAUCUGUCAAAAGAACCUCUCAACCAUGAACGUGGUCCGACGGGAGCAGCACAUGAACAGGUGCUUAGACAAGGCAGAACAAGCACAAAGACCUCCUGCACCUCAGAUCCCCGAGUGCCCCAUCUGCGGCAAGCCUUUUCUCACCUUGAAGAGCAGAGCAAGCCACCUGAAGAAGUGCGCGGUGAAGAUGCAGGUUGGCCCCCAGCUCCUGCUGCAGGCCGUGCGGCUGCAGACGGCCCAGCCCGGGGCAGGAGGACCCCCUCCCUCAGCCAGCAUUGGUAUUCCCCCUGGAGGCUCGAAACGGAAAGGAACCUCCAACAGGAAGGAGCCACGGAAGAGGCGGAAGGUUGGCCAGCCUGAGGCGCCAUCCGAGGACCUGCUGGUAGCCAUGGCCCUGUCCCGGUCUGAGAUGGAGCAGAACCCCACCGCACCAGCCCUCAGGCUGGAGAGCGCCUUCUCAGAGAGGACUCGACCUGGAGCAGAGAAGAAAAGUCGCAAGAAGAAACCCCCAGCGUCUCCCCCGCAGCUACUAAUCCAAGACUCGGAGACCACAGGCAGGCAGAUAGAGGACCGCGUGGCCCUGCUCCUGUCGGAGGAAAUGAAAAUGUCCAGCACGCCACAACUCCCAGCCAGCAGGAUCCUGAAGGAAGAGUCGAGAAAGGCAGCAGGGAAGCAGAAUUUCCUGUGGGAGGGCAGUGCCCUGACCGGAGCCUGGGCUGUGGAGUCCUUCUACACAGCCAACCUGGUCCCCCCGAUCGUGCCCCAGCAGCCCACCAAGGAAAGACCCUUGAUGUCCAGAACUGAGCAUGCUUCCUCAGAGUGUGGCUGGCAUGAGGCGUCAGAGGAGGGACCCAGGAACCUGCAUUCAAAAUGCAUGUUCCAGACCAUCCUGCAGGAGCCUCCCCGGCCACUGACACCUGAGAAGCCACAGCCAGACCUGCCAGGACCACCUGAUCUCCCCAGCAGUCCCAGUGCAGGCCACAGGGCUGAAGACCUGUCGCUGACCACCACCCAGAGGGAGCACCAGGCCCUGCAGGACCUCGUGGACCUGGUACAGGAGGAGCUGAGCACCAGCCCUGAGCCCAGCAGUGGAGACCUGGCCAGCUCAGGCAGGGCCCCAGGGCUGGAUGUGGUACCCUGCAGCCUCCCACUGACUGGCUUUGUCCUGCCACCCAAGGAGAGGCACCCUGAGGGAGGCGACCAUGCUUUGCUCUCCUUUGGGCUGCUGAUCGCCGACUUCAGCACCAUGGUCAAUAACCCACACUUGAGUGACGUCCAGUUCCAGACGGACAGUGGGGAGGUGCUCUACGCCCACAAGUUUGUGCUUUAUGCCCGAUGCCCACUUCUCAUUCAGUAUGUGAGCAGCGAAGGCUUCUCCGCCAUGGAGGACGGGGCCCAGGGCCAGCGUGUGCUGCUGAGUGACGUGAGCACCGAGGCGCUGCACGCGUUCCUGCGCUACCUCUACACUGCGGACACCAGCCUGUCUCCCCGCCUGGCCCCUGACCUCAGUUCCCUGGCCCUCAGGUUUGGCGUGAGUGACCUUGUCCACUUAUGCCAGCAAGUGCCCACCACAAUGGAGUCAGAGGAGGAACACUGGGCAGAGAAGGAGGACGAGAGCUGUGCCGGCAGAGUGGAGAACUUCCAAGAGCUCUUGAAGUCAGUGUGGGUGGACGGUGAGGAGGAGGCAGAGACCCCGAUGAACCCCGAGGACGGUGAAGGAGACAGGGAACAGGUGAACGAGGCCGAAAUGGAGGAGAUCUACGAGUUUGCAGCAACUCAGCGGAAGCUUCUCCAGGGGCAAAGGGCCACAGCCAUAGACGAGGAUUCUGCCCAGCCCCGGGAGGAUAGCCCGGAAUCUGCACAGAUCCUGGCAAGCAUGCAGGGUACUGAGGAGUUGGAAACAACUGAGCAAACGGAGUUCUCAGUGCUGGGAGGGGCCAAGGCUUCACCACACCAGGAUGACACAAGGCAACGCACUGGCCGGUCAUUGCGGGGCCAGCGCCACAUCAGAGCCAAGGAGGCAGGGACACAGGAGCAAGAAGCGCCAGUGGAGUCAGGGAGUCACUGUGGCUCCCCCAGCCCUUCUUGGAGUGGCUGGGCACGGGGAGAAGUACCCUCACAGUCUGCCCUUGUCCACCGCAAGGAACAAGCAGAGUUCUCAGAACCAUCCCAGACAAAGCACAGUGGCGAGCAGCAAAGCGGCGCCAUCAGAGGGAUGGGGGCAGGGCUUUCCCAGCAGGCAUCACCACCCUACCUCAGCUCCCUGCCAUCGCAGCACCCGGUCUCCAGGAGUCCUGGCCAGCCACGUCUAAACCUGCAUCACACAGAUGUUGCUUCUUCCCAGUCGCAUGGAGGGCUGCCUGAAGCAGCCUCUACACAUUUGCCAUCUCCACACGCACCCUCCCUGCAGAAGAGGGUCAGCAGCGUCCUCACCUCGCUGACCCAGCUAGAACACAAAGCCAGGGGGACCUUGACAGCCUGGGACCCCUUGGCAUCCAUCGACCUCACCCAGUCAAGGCCAGAGCAGCUCAGCUCUCGGGCUCUGAGCCCUCCCUGCACCCGGAGCCAGGAAAGCGAGGUUAUCCUCCUGUCAGACUCUGACGAGGAGCUGGGACUGGAGCAAGCCAAGGGCGUGCUGGAUGCUGCUGGCUCCCCAAAAGAAAGGACAGUGUCAGGAAUGAGCUCCAAGUCCGCAGAACUGUUCUCAGUCAUCGACGUGGACGUGGACCUGGAGCAUGCCCAGAGCCCGCCUGGAGGAGAAGCCGAGUUGCAGGAGGAGGGGCUCUGUGAGAGGAGCAACCCUGAGGACAGCACCACGGACACCUCGUGGCUGGUGCCUGCCACACCGCUGGUCAGCAGGAGCCAUGACUGCUCAUCCCAGUCCAGAAUCAUGAGCUUCAGGCCCAGGACUCCAGCCAACGAGAGGGCUGCGCACACCCCCCGGGCGAGGGGAGCUGCGCACACCUUCUCGGUGAUCGUGUCCCAGACCCAGGCUGCAGCCCACGCUCCUGCCACCUCGGGGGCAUCCGAUGGUGGGGGCUGGGGCUGCAGAAGCCCCUCCAGGCCCCACUCAAGGCACCCCAAGCACUCCUCUCCACUGGGCCCUAGUCGCCUUGGGGGAAGCCUCCCUGACUUCACCUGGCAGUUCCCAACAUGCUCUCCGCCCAGGCCGCUCUGGCCCCAACAGGCUGAGGCGAGUGAAGUGGUAGAAGUGGAGGACAGUGAGGGUGAGCAGGAGGCUGCCUCCCUGCAGGCACACAGCAGCCCCCUGCUGGAUCGUGACCCUCCAGUGCUGGUGGACGACUGCUCUUGGCACGCCGAGCCCCUCUCCCCGAUCCCGAUUGACCAGGUGAACCUUGAGCGGACGGGCCCCCUGGGUACCAGCAGCCCCUGCAACAGGGCACAGGAGGCCCCAGACUACAGUGCUGGUCACGCUCCUGGCCUCCUGGUCACCCCACCCACCCAUGGCAGAAAGUCCCCAGAGACAUCCUUGUUGGCCAGCUCCCUGGGGAACAGCAGACCAAGCUUUCUGAACUCGGCUCUCUGGGAUGACUGGGACGGCGGGGAACAGAGGUCACCAAAAGCUCUUCCUGCAGCCUGGACCCCAGGUGCCAAUGGAGCUCAGUGGUCAGCUGCGUCAGAGAUGCAAAAAGGUGCUAAUCGGAAGAAGAAUUUGCCCCCCAAAGUACCCAUAACUCCAAUGCCAAGGUAUUCCAUCAUGGAGACACCGGUACUGAGGAAAGAACUGGACAGGUUUGGAGUCCGGCCUCUGCCCAAGCGCCAGAUGGUUCUGAAACUGAAGGAGAUCUUCCAGUACACACACCAGACCCUGGAGUCCGACUCGGAGGAUGAGAUCCAGGCCUCGGAGGUGCCCCUGGCUACCCCGCUUAGCCAGAGCCACAGCACCGAGACCUCCAAGCAUGCCGGGACUGAGGGCUGCACCCAGCUGGAGGCUGCCUGGGGCCCCAGACCUCAAAGUUCCAAGGGACCUUCAAAGAUCAAGAGCCCCCGACACAGGAAGCAGCAGCCCAAGGGUGGUGUCCUAGCCCCGGGCCAGCCAGCAGACCCUGAGGGGGACACCCAUCUCCCAGCCUCCCAGGAAUCUGUGGCCACCUCUGUGGACAGCAGUGACAGCUCCUUCAGCUCACAAAGCUCUUCCUCCGCUGAGUUUGGGGCAGCCCUUGAGUCAGCCGGUGAUGAGGAGGAGGGGGUCAGUGCCUCCCAGGCAGCCAUGCCAGCAGCAGACGUGGAGGAGGCAGUGAGGCGCUACAUCCGCUCCACACCGGCCCUGCACCGGAAGGUGCUGCUGUACCAGCCAUUGGAGCUGGCUGAACUGCAGGCUGAGCUGAAGCAGAAUGGCAUCCGCGUGACCAUGGGCAAGCUAUUGGACAUCCUGGACACUCACUGCAUCACCUUCACCACUGCUGCAGCCCGGAAGGAGAAGCUCAACAGGAAGAGGCUGCAGCGUGUGGGCAAGAAGAAAGGUGGGCAGAAGUGAUGGCUGCAGCCUGACCUCCACCAUCAGGGGUCACACCUAGCACCAGAAGCCCCUGUGUGUGAGGUGCCAGGAUGCCCAGGGCCACCAGGCCUCCACAGGUGUCUCAGCCUUAAGCACAGCACCAGUGGAAAAAAGGGCACAGC